Molecule: messenger RNA, 996 nt
Organism: Panicum hallii
Lineage: Eukaryota; Viridiplantae; Streptophyta; Magnoliopsida; Poales; Poaceae
Product: probable phospholipid hydroperoxide glutathione peroxidase
Exons: 7
Coding region: 200-715 (171 amino acids)
Biological process (GO): response to oxidative stress
Cellular component (GO): cytosol
Molecular function (GO): glutathione peroxidase activity
Source: RefSeq, a predicted model, not a curated record
AAAUAUUUGUGAUUCAGAACUAGCCCAGUCAAGUAUCACUUCGUUCUUUUAUUUGUGUGUGGCUGGCAUUAGCAUCUAUGGAAAGCAUCUGGACAGCAAAAAGAGAGAAUUCUUGAAGGGGAUGCUUUCUGAAAUGCAGAACGAAAUUCCAUGAUAGCGCCUUGUCCAAGAAAACAUUUGAACAUUGCUUGAACCAAAGAUGGGUGCGGCGGAGUCUUCUUCCAAGCUCGCUAGCUCCGUCCAUGACUUCGUCGUGAAGGACUCAAGGGGAAAUGAUGUGGAGCUUAGCAGAUACAAGGGGAAGGUUCUGCUUAUCGUGAAUGUGGCUUCCCAAUGUGGUCUGACGAAUUCCAACUAUACUGAGUUGGGAUCACUCCAUAAGAAAUAUGGGGACAAAGGAUUGGAGAUACUGGCGUUCCCAUGCAAUCAGUUUGCUGGACAAGAGCCAGGUACCAAUGAGCAGAUUGCUGAGCUUGCUUGCACCCGUUUCAAAGCAGAGUAUCCUAUUUUUGGCAAGGUUGAUGUGAACGGCAGCAAUGCCGCUCCGUUGUACAAGUUCCUGAAGUCAGAGAAAGGCGGUCUAUUUGGAGAGCGCGUAAAAUGGAACUUCACCAAGUUCUUAGUUGACAAAGAUGGGCACGUCGUGGGCAGAUUUGCACCGAUCAGCUCCCCGUCGAGCAUUGAGAAUGACAUCGAGAAGCUUUUGGAAGCCUAGAGCUCUGUGUGGACUGGAAGACCAUUCCAGCAUCCGGUUCUGUUAUAUGCUGCCUGCUUUUCUUCGCCACUGGUAAUUAUUCAUUUGUAUGCAUACUGUUCUGACUGCAUCCAAGAUGCAUUUGCCCUCAGCAUAGGGAGGAGAAAAUUGUAAUACUAGACUGCAUUGCAUGACUGGGAAUGGCACAUCAUCAUACAAGGAAGAAGAAGGGCCGGGGAUCUUCGGAUUCGAAUAAGCAAUGCAAUGCAAGAACACAACUCGCAACAUUUGAGCGACGCCUA